This is a messenger RNA of Catharus ustulatus (Swainson's thrush), 5521 nucleotides long. RefSeq names its product DDB1 and CUL4 associated factor 1 (gene DCAF1). Gene Ontology annotation, cellular component: Cul4-RING E3 ubiquitin ligase complex; nucleus. Gene Ontology annotation, biological process: protein ubiquitination. NCBI's taxonomy places the organism in Eukaryota, Metazoa, Chordata, Aves, Passeriformes, Turdidae. The record is from RefSeq and is a predicted model, not a curated record. The transcript has 24 exons. Bases 63 to 4580 code for a protein of 1505 amino acids. Gene Ontology annotation, molecular function: histone H2AT120 kinase activity; nuclear estrogen receptor binding.
CGGGACCGGCAGCAGAGGCCGGGGGCGGCGGCGGCACCGCGGGGCAGCGCGCAGGCUAAGCCAUGACUUCAGGAUCUGGGCAUGUGGACUCCAAGGCUGAGCUCACUUCUUUGCUUGAGCAAUGGGAGAAAGAACAUGGCAGUGGGCAAGACAUGGUCCCUAUUCUCACCAGAAUGUCCGAGCUGAUUGAGAAGGAGACUGAAGAGUACCGCAAAGGGGACCCAGACCCGUUUGAUGACCGACACCCAGGUCGGGCAGACCCCGAGUGCAUGCUUGGUCACUUACUGAGGAUACUCUUCAAGAAUGAUGAUUUCAUGAAUGCGCUAGUGAAUGCUUAUGUGAUGACAAGCAGAGAACCUCCACUAAACACUGCUGCCUGCAGACUUCUGUUGGACAUCAUGCCAGGACUGGAAACAGCUGUUGUCUUUCAGGAAAAGGAAGGCAUUGUUGAAAAUCUCUUCAAGUGGGCACGAGAGGCUGAUCAGCCACUAAGGACAUAUGCCACAGGACUGUUGGGAGGAGCUAUGGAAAACCAGGACAUUGCUGCAAACUACAGGGAUGAGAACUCACAACUGGUGGCUUUGGUGCUUCGUCGACUACGAGAGUUGCAGGUCACUGAAAUGACCACAAAACAGGAGAACAAGCGCCCCAGUCCUCGCAAAGUGCCAUCAGAUCCUCUGCUGCCCCUCGAUGAAGAGGCUGUGGAUAUGGAUUAUGGGGAGAUCACAGUAGAUGGAGAGCAAGAAGAAGUUUCUGGUGAUAUGGAGAUCUCCUUUCAUCUUGAUUCAAGUCAUAAGACCAGUAGCAGAGUAAACUCUGCUGUAAAGUUAGAAGAUGGGGGACUGAGAAAAAGCAAAUCAGGGAAACAGCACGAAAGAGAUGGCUUCCGGAAGGCCAAGCAAAAACUGGGCUUCUCCACCUCGGAACCAGAGAGGAUAUUUGUUGAACUGUCCAACAGCAGCUGGUCAGAAAUGUCCCCGUGGGUGAUUGGCACUAAUUACACACUUUACCCCUUGACUCCUGCCAUAGAGCAGAGGCUGAUCCUUCAGUACCUGACUCCCUUGGGGGAGUACCAAGAGCUGCUACCCAUCUUCAUGCAACUGGGAUCGAGGGAGCUGAUGAUGUACUACAUUGAUUUGAAGCGAACCAACGAUGUGCUGCUCACUUUCGAAGCCCUUAAGCAUUUGGCAUCAUUGCUACUGCACAACAAGUUUGCUACGGAGUUUGUUGCUCAUGGAGGAGUGCAAAAGUUGCUGGAGAUUCCUCGUCCUUCCAUGGCAGCAACAGGAGUGUCCAUGUGUUUGUAUUACUUGUCUUACAAUCAAGAUGCUAUGGAGAGGGUGUGCAUGCACCCCCAUAAUGUGCUUUCAGAUGUAGUGAACUACACGUUGUGGCUGAUGGAGUGCUCCCACGCCUCGGGCUGCUGCCAUGCCACCAUGUUCUUCUCCAUUUGCUUCUCCUUCCGUGCUGUCCUGGAGCUCUUUGACAGACACGAUGGGCUGCGACGUCUGGUUAACCUGAUAAGUACUCUGGAGAUCUUAAACCUGGAAGACCAAGGAGCCCUCCUGAGUGAUGAUGAGAUCUUUGCCAGUCGCCAGACGGGGAAGCACACGUGCAUGGCUCUGCGCCGGUACUUCGAGGCUCACCUUGCCAUCAAACUGGAGCAGGUGAAGCAGUCGCUGCAGCGCACUGAGGGUGGCAUCCUGGUCCAUCCACAGCCCCCCUACAAGGCCUGCUCCUAUACUCAUGAGCAGAUUGUGGAGAUGAUGGAGUUCCUGAUUGAGUAUGGUCCAGCACAGCUUUACUGGGACCCAGCAGAGGUUUUUCUCAAGUUGUCUUGUGUCCAGCUCAUGCUUCAGCUCAUUUCCAUUGCCUGCAACUGGAAGACGUACUAUGCAAGGAAUGACACAGUACGAUAUGCUUUGGAUGUACUGGCCAUCCUGACUGUAGUUCCUAAAAUCCAGUUGCAACUGGCAGAACCUGUGGAUGUGUUAGAUGAGGCUGGAUCUACUGUUUCCACUGUGGGUAUUAGUAUCAUCCUUGGAGUUGCUGAGGGUGAGUUUUUCAUCCAUGAUGCUGAGAUUCAGAAAUCAGCUCUUCAGAUCAUCAUCAAUUGUGUAUGUGGCCCAGAUAACCGGAUCUCCAGCAUCGGGAAAUUCAUCUCUGGGACUCCUCGUCGAAAGCUCCCUCAGGCCCCCAAGAGCAGUGAGCACACGUUGGCCAAGAUGUGGAAUGUGGUGCAGUCCAACAAUGGCAUCAAGGUGCUGCUGUCCUUGCUGUCUGUGAAGAUGCCGAUCACCGAUGCCGAUCAGAUCCGGGCACUGGCCUGCAAAGCCCUGGUAGGGCUGUCACGCAGCAGCACCGUCCGGCAGAUCAUCAGCAAGCUGCCCCUGUUCAGCAGCUGUCAGAUCCAGCAGCUGAUGAAGGAGCCUGUGCUGCAGGACAAGCGCAGUGAGCACGUGAAGUUCUGCAAGUACGCAGCCGAGCUGAUCGAGCGCGUGUCGGGGAAGCCCCUGCUCAUCGGCACGGACGUCUCGCUGGCACGGCUGCAGAAGGCCGAUGUGGUGGCCCAGUCCAGGAUCACCUUUCCUGAGAAGGAGCUGCUGCUGCUGAUUCGAAACCAUCUCAUCUCUAAGGGCCUUGGGGAAACGGCAUCUGUCCUUACGAAAGAGGCUGACCUGCCCAUGACUGCAGCGUCUCACUCUUCUGCCUUCACCCCUGUUGCAACCGCCGCCUCUCCGGUGACUCUGCCUCGCACUCCUCGCAUAGCUAACGGCAUCUCGGCCCGUUUGAGUAGCCACACUGCUGUAGGUUCCACUGCCAGCUCUGUCCAUGCUCAGGCAAGGCCGUCUGCAUCCCAAGGUCCACCUGCCCUUCCAGGCCCUUCUUACUCCAGCAACUCUCCUCUGAUUGGCAGGAUUAGCUUUGUCAGGGAGAGGCCGUCUCCCUGCAAUGGCAGGAAAAUCAGAGUGUUGCGACAAAAAUCGGACCAUGGCGCCUACAGCCAGAGCCCAGCUAUCAAAAAGCAGCUGGACAGACACCUUCCUUCCCCACCCACGCUGGACAGUAUAAUCACAGAGUACCUUAGGGAGCAGCACGCCCGCUGCAAGAACCCUGUUGCCACCUGUCCCCCUUUCUCUCUCUUUACUCCCCACCAGUGUCCUGAGCCAAAACAGAGGCGCCAGGCGCCCACUAACUUUACCUCACGGCUGACCCGCAGGGCGGCCUUUCCGAAGUACGGAGGGGUGGAUGGUGGCUGCUUUGAUAGACACCUUAUAUUUAGCAGGUUCCGUCCAAUUUCUGUGUUCAGGGAAGCAAAUGAGGAUGAGAGUGGCUUUACCUGUUGUGCAUUUUCUGCAAGAGAACGAUUCUUAAUGCUGGGUACUUGCACGGGGCAGUUGAAGCUCUAUAAUGUGUUCAGUGGACAGGAAGAGGCCAGUUACAACUGCCAUAACUCUGCCAUCACGCACCUUGAGCCAUCCAGGGAUGGGUCUUUAUUGCUGACGUCUGCUACAUGGAGCCAACCUCUGUCUGCAUUGUGGGGAAUGAAGUCUGUCUUUGAUAUGAAGCAUUCCUUCCCUGAUGACCACUAUGUGGAGUUCAGCAAGCACUCUCAAGACAGGGUCAUUGGCACAAAGGGAGACAUUGCACAUAUAUAUGAUAUUCAGACUGGCAACAAGCUGUUGACUCUGUUUAACCCAGAUCUUGCCAACAACUACAAGAAGAACUGUGCCACCUUUAACCCCACUGAUGAUCUUGUCCUAAAUGAUGGUGUCCUCUGGGAUGUGAGAUCAGCACAAGCCAUCCACAAGUUUGACAAAUUCAACAUGACUAUCAGUGGUGUUUUCCAUCCCAAUGGGCUGGAGGUCAUAGUCAACACUGAAAUUUGGGACCUCCGAACUUUCCAUUUGUUACACACAGUACCUGCACUGGAUCAGUGUCGUGUGGUCUUCAACUAUACUGGCACAGUGAUGUAUGGAGCUAUGUUGCAGGCAGAUGAUGAGGAUGACCUUCUAGAGGAGAGAAUGAGAAGUCCCUUUGGCUCUUCUUUCAGGACAUUUAAUGCAACUGAUUAUAAACCUAUAGCUACCAUAGAUGUAAAGCGGAAUAUCUUUGACUUGUGCACAGACAGCAAGGACUGCUACCUGGCUGUCAUUGAGAACCAGGGCAGCAUGGAUGCCAUGAACAUGGACACGGUGUGCAGGCUCUAUGAAGUGGGCCGGCAGCGGCUGGCAGAGGAUGAGGAGGAUGAAGAAGAAGACCAGGAGGAAGAGGAGCAAGAGGAAGAAGAUGAUGACGAAGAUGAUGAUGACACAGAUGACCUGGAUGAACUAGAUACAGACCAGCUGCUGGAGGCUGAGCUGGAGGAGGAUGAGAACAAUGAGAAUGCUGGUGAGGAUGGAGAAAAUGACUUUUCUCCCUCCGAUGACGAGGAGAUUGCCAACCUCCUGGAAGAGGGAGAUGAGGGUGAAGAUGAAGAUUCUGAUGCUGAUGAGGAAGUUGAACUGAUACUUGGAGAUACCGACAGCUCCGAUAAUUCCGACCUGGAGGAUGACAUCAUCCUGUCCCUGAAUGAGUGAGGAGCGCCUGCGGGCCGGGGUGUGGCAGGAGGAGAGACCUCCCUUCCCAACAGAAGACCAGAGACCAAAUUGGAAACUGACUCUGAGCACCCCAGCCCUGCUUUUCCUGGGAAAACCUGAGCAUCUCCUGCCGAUCCGCUCUGUUGGUUUGAGUCAGUUUGAGGCUCGGGGCUAAGUCUCAAUAAAGAGACCUGGGGUUAGGCCUCAUUUCUCUCUGCCUUUUUUUUUUCUUUUUUUUUUUUUUCUUGUUUUUUUGAUUUUUCAUUUUAGGCUGAGAUGACUCUUCAAGGAAACUUCUGAAGAUAUUUCACAAUAUAUUUUCUUUGUAUAAAGUUCUUUCCUAAAGAACAGAAAUAGUUUUAUAAAAAAAAAAAAAAAAAAAAAAAAGGCAAGUGUUCUAGUAAAGAGGGGAGACCUUUGUAUUCCUGUAGUACCUUGUUACCAUGGGGUAGGUUGGGGAGAAAAAUUGUUUAAAAUGAAAUGAAAUUAAAAUUUAUGCAACUAAGUGAAAUAAGAGGAUCAUGGUUUCUAAUAUUGUUGAGGAGUGAGAAUAUUUUUAUUUUAAAUAUGAUUUUAUUUUUAAAAAAGAACUACAGGUGUUAUACCUGCUAAUGCACCAGUGUGUUCCAGAUGCUUUUGUCCUCCAGGGAAGAGCCCCUGGAGUGUUUGCUAAUGUCGAUUUGCGCUGUGGUACCAGCUGUAGUGGGAGGCUGAAAUCCUGGCUGGGCCUCGUCAGAGCCUGGUAUUCCUGAAGACAUGGGAAUCUGGGAUUGAAGUUUGAGCCCUUUUUCUCCUCUCUGCCCUUUGUGGUUCAAGUUUUUUAAUCUUUCUCUUUCUUUCUUUUUUUCUUUCUUUUUCCCUCUUGUCUUCUGUGUGGAAACUACAAAUUGAAGGCCUUUUUCUUUAAUGUAAAGUGUAUUUAUUAAAAAAUGAAAUACAAA